This is a messenger RNA of Biomphalaria glabrata, 6519 nucleotides long. RefSeq names its product anoctamin-10-like. Gene Ontology annotation, biological process: chloride transmembrane transport. The transcript has 15 exons. The coding region runs from base 209 to 2395 and encodes 728 amino acids. Gene Ontology annotation, cellular component: plasma membrane. The record is from RefSeq and is a predicted model, not a curated record. Lineage: Eukaryota; Metazoa; Mollusca; Gastropoda; Planorbidae. Gene Ontology annotation, molecular function: chloride channel activity.
UUCGUUUCAUAAAACUCUUUAAUCGGCCAGUCUAUGCUUAUAACUUAGAUCUAGAUUAUAUUUUAUAUCUUAAUAAAUCUUAUCUAUUCAAGCUUGAUUAAGAUUAGGGUAUGAUCAUGUUUUAGCUGGCGGCCGUAGACGUAGUAGUACUACUAGACCUAGUAACUAGGACUAGUGACUAGAGACUUGUUUUGAAGGACAGUCAGUGAUGUCCGCUCUUGAAAGCAGUGUUUCAGCUCCAUCAGUAUCCAGCAGAGUAAGCAUUGAAGACUUUUCAAACUACACCAUGAGGAUGCAGUUCAAAAAGAAAAACAUUACUGAUGACAUCUUCCAGCAGUUUGAAUUUGAGCCUCAGGUCAUCAUGGAGUUUGAGGGUGAUGUUAACCAGGCUGCCUUGGAGUGGCUGAUAGCUAAGCUUCAGGCUCCGAGGAUUGAUCUGGGUGCAGAACUUUUAGUAUUUUCAGAUUAUAGAGAACACAACAAGGAAACAGUUUUAUAUAUUGGGGCCACAUUGGACAGACUAUUAAUAGGAGCAGAAGAAAUGAAAAUUCCGAAAAUCUACAAAGAUGGUUCACUUCGAGAGUUGUGUUUGUCUGAUAUCACUCAGUUUGAAAAAUCAGACAACUUGCUAGACUUCUUGACAAGUGCAGAGAAACAGAAAGUCAUUAUUAAAGGGAUUGAGAACAUCAGAGCCACUGAAGACGAUCACUAUAUUCCUGGAUACCCAAAGUACACAUUGUAUCCAGGAAAAAGUAUAAUAAAAAAAUACUUGAGCCGACAUAUCAUCACCAAUUUAUUUCCUCUGCACGAACAAGAGAAACUGAAGUUAAUCGCUAGAAAAUGGUAUACUCUGAAGAAUUAUUUUAAACCUCAGCCGAUAGAUUCCAUACAAGAAUACUUUGGUGUCAAAAUUGCCUUGUACUUUUCAUUUCUUGGUAUGUACACCAUAUCUCUGAUACCUCCAGCACUGAUUGGCAUCAUCUACUUCUUCUUCCCCUGGCAGAGUGUGUACAAGGAAGCCACAUUUGCUCUUUUCAACGUCAUCUGGUCUACAGUAUUCUUGGAAGGGUGGAAGCGAUACUGCAACUCUCUGUGUUUUAAGUGGGGCACAAUAGAAUCCUCUAUGAGCUAUUAUAGCUUUGAAGAGCCGAGGGCAGAUUACUAUGGUGUCAUAAGCAGAAAUCCUGUGACAGGUCAGCUGGAGCCAGAGUAUCCCAAGUGGAAAAGGGUCCUCAAAUUUUACCUGGUCUCUAUUCCCAUCAUCACCUUUUGUUUGACCAUUGCCUUUCUUCUCAUGCUGGCCUACUUCUGGGGAGAGUUUUGGAUGAAGAAAAAUGCUCCCCAAAAUUUGGGUAUAAUCAGCAAGAUGUACUCUUUGAUACCAGCAGUUAUGUAUGCUAUAACCAUUGGAAUACUUAACAGUAUAUAUCGGCAAAUUGCUGUCAAGCUGAAUAAAUUUGAGAAUCACAGAUUACCUUCAUCCUACGAAAACCAUCUGAUUCUGAAACAUGUUUUGUUUGACUUUGUGAACUGUUUCAUUUGCCUGUUUUAUGUGGCUUUCUACCUGCAAGACAGAGAACUUUUGAAAACAUUUUUAGGGACUAUUCUGAUAACACAACAAAUACUUGGACAACUCAAUGAGGCCAUGGUGCCUUUUCUGUUCAUGCGACGCCGACAGAAACAAGUGGACGAUGCUCUGAAGAAGUCAGAGGACACUCUGCAAGAAAACAGUAUCAAAGGGAACCUAACUGGCAGCCAAAGUGUUAGCACCAGUUACAAGAAGCAAGCAGCACUUGAAGGAAUGAUGGACAGGUUCAAUGGUUCUAAUGAUGACUACCUGGAGCUGUACAUCCAGUUUGGAUACGUCUACUUGUUCUCUUCCGCUUUCCCUUUGGCUGCGCUCUGGGCUCUCAUCAACAAUUUUAUUGAAAUUCGAACAGACGCUUUUAAACUUUGCCGGGUGUUUCAGCGGCCUUUUGCAGAGAGUGCUAAUAAUAUUGGAGCUUGGCAGCAAGCUUUUGAGGUAGUUGGUAUCAUAUCAGUCAUCACCAACUGUGCACUAAUAGGGAUGGACCCAGAAGUUCAGAAAUUACUGCCCUCUACACUAACUCCUGUCAAUAUGGUGCUGAUUUUUGUUGCUACUGAGCACAUAGUACUAGCUAUUAAAGCCAGUAUAGCAUUGCUCAUCCCAGACAUCCCUAAGUCAGUCAGUCUGCAGCUAGCCAAACAGGAAUAUGCAGCCAAAAUGGCCCUCAAGAGACAGAUGAGAGAAGAAGCCCAUGCAAAUAGAAGAAGCCAUUUGUUUUUUCGGUUGCGGGAUGCAGCAGCCAAGAAGAGAGCAUUGAUAGAGGCUUGGAAAAGAAGGCCGGUGUCUGGGUCUGAUGAUACUAUGUAAACAAGAACCAAGCUUGCCGUAAGACUUACGAAAACUUUCAGCCAUAAAGGAGACCAUAGGAUGAGAAUAUAUUUCAUAUCUGAUCAGCUGGUCACCUUACUGUAUGUUGGUUAACUUGGCAUUUAAUUAAUAGCUUGUUUACUUACUAAUAAAGUAAAUAGUACUAACUAUAUUUGUCAAUGAGGUGCAAUACAGUUUAUAAUUUCCCCCAUAACUCUUAUCUAAAUUAUGACCUAAAGUUUUGCAAAUGUACUCUAUUAUUUUUUUCAGACAAAAUGAUUAUUUGUUGCUUGUUUUAUUUAAUGUAUCAACUUUUUUUUAUCUUUUCUAAUGUUUUGCGUUUUAAAAUAUUAUUCUGUUUAAUACUUUUAAUUGUUUAAAAUAAAUUUAUACUCAACCACUUUAUUGUGCGUGCCAUAUCAAAACCUUGGACUCUUGUCUUCACAUAUUUAUAGAAGCUCUAUUGUGUUAUCUUGAAAAUAUAAUUUAUUGACUUAUUGUGAUGUUGUUUUAAUUUGUACUAGACUCGGCCCCCUCACCUCUCCCCUGCUGUGUAUCUGCUGUGGUGAUAGAACCAAUCACACUCAAGGUACUUUUGUACCUUAACAGUUCAUGCUGCUAAAAUAAACAAAAGAAUGUCAAACAUUUAGUUAAUUGUUAGGCAUUCUAUCUGGGUUUUUUUUUUAACAUGAGCAUGUUUUUAUUUUGUUCCAAUCUAGUUCAAAUGUAUUUUCUAAGCUGGGGGUUGUUUAGUAAGACACCACAUAUUUAUUUGAAUGAGUUACCAUUGUACUGUGUCACUACUAAUCUUAUCGUAUUAUCAUAUUUUUGUGACAAUUAGUUGCUCUAAUCUCACUAAAAAAAAAUUAUCUAUAUGUAUUACCUAUUAGACACACAGCAUUUAUAUUUUUAAAACUAUAUUUAUCUAGAUCACUGCAUUUACUGAAGAGUCUAGUGAUUUUUUAAAAUUUGUUUUAAUUGAUGGUCAGAGAGAUUUAAUGACUAACACCUAGUCUAGUUCUUAAGUCUGAGUAAUUUAGUCUUUUUGUUGUUGUUUUUUUAAUGAUGAAGAAAUACAUUGUUAGUGAGGAUUUAGUUUAGACUGUAUUGUUAGUGAGAUGAUAUAGUGAGGAUUUAGUUUGACUGCUUCAGGGAUUAGGCUUGCUUAUCAUUUUCUUCUUGAUACUCAUGACUUUGAAACAAACAAAACUAUGUUAGGUGAAGUAGAUAUGUUGUUUUAUUUUUGGUUGGCUUCAUGUUAACAUUGAUAUUGUGAAUAGAUAGUCAGUCCAUGCUGUUACCAAAAUGUCUAUAGAAGAGAACUCUCCUUAGAUCGAUCAUUGGUGUUAAUUAAUUGUGUAGCCUAUAAAUGGGCUGACUAAGUAAUGGCAAUAAUGAAAAAAAAACGUAUAAAAGUUCUAUUAGAAAGGCAUAGCUUUAUAAAGUCCACUACAUUGUUCAAUUUUAUGAAUGUGAUAACUAAUAACUGUUGAUUAAUGUAAAAGUAGAUGUAUAUGAUACCUCUGACUGACCCAUCAUGUUAUGUUGGGCUGCUAGUGCAACACCAGGGGGUAUUAGAUACCUUGUUGUUAGCCAAAGAUUUCGCUUAAGUAUUUUAUAUUAUAUAUUAUUCUAGAACAAAUUAAACUCCUUCUGUGAUACUAAAGUAGAAUGCUGGGCUAAUAAGGCAAAGCUCAUGGGUUUGAGUCCCCCCCAGAGACAAAAAGAUGACUUCACAUAGGUUAAGUCAGGAUAGUUGUGUUGACUUGAUUAAGCUGCAUAACAACUUUGUUAAACCUUGAAGACAAAUAAAUGAAUCUUAAUAUUUUCUGUAAAACCAUAAGAUUGCCAAGAAACUUUUCAAACUAUAUGGCUCAUAGAGUAGACACAGUAGAAUGUAUUAGAUUUUAUAGCUGACAGUUACUAUCCUUAUUGUAUUGGGGCCACAAUGGCUAGAAUCCUUACUUUCUAGACACAGGUCAGGUGUCAAACUAAUUUGGGAAACCUAAUUUUUAUUAUUUGCACCAUAAAUGUUUCUUGAUAUAACCGUCAUAAGUGAUUGUGAAACAGACUAAAGACUAUGUAUCAAUGAUUUGGUCAAUUGUUAUAUACACAUAUAUAUAUAUAUAUAUAUAUAUAUUGAUUGCUCCAGUGCAGUAUUUCUUAAGUUUAUGGAUAAAACACUAGAAUGUAUUUAAAAAAAAAUACUGCUGAGAUGUACAAGUCAUUCACAAUGUUUACUAAAGCAAAAACAUUUUUAGAAUAUUUUUGGUUGUGGGCAGCUUUCAUCCGUGAUUUUGUUUUUCUGAAAUAGAUUGUAUAGUUAUGUACUUUUUAUUAUGAACUAAUUACAUAUAUACUUUUUAUUAUUAACUAUGACUAUUAGCCUUGUUUUUACAAUUUAUCCAUUAUAUACAGGGCUAGACAUUUUCUGCUCAAACUAAAGCCUUGAACUUUGUAUCUUUUUCUAAAAGAAAUGAAAUAAUAUUGCAUCUUUCCUUCAUUUUUGUUUGGUGACGCUCAUUAGGUAAUUGCUCAUUGGUGUUAUUGUAUUAUUACCUUUUUUUUAAAAUUAAAAAACACAGUCUUUUUUACUUCUUUUUUAAAGUUUACUAAAAAUAAGUUAUUUUAAUAACUACUACAUUGCUAUAACAGACUUUUUGCUGUUUCAUUUAUCUCCCUUGAAAUCACUUCAUAUUAUUGGCCAGAAAAUAUGGCUUAUUUUUUAUCAUCCAAACGAAUGUUAGCUUAUUUAUGGUCAGUGGCUAGUAUUACAGGAUGUCUGCUACAUUUUUGUUCUUCUUUAUGAAGAGUGCUUUGUUUUCAAACUUGGCAGUGACCACCAUGUGCAGUAGUAGAGCUGUAUUGAACUGUUGGUAAUGGAGAUAUUAAAAAACUGUGUUAUUAUCUGGUGCUUCCAUUGAAACAUGUUAAAUCUUCAAGAUGGCGACUAAGACCUGAAUAUGUAGCAGUCUUGUGGUAGACACUAAGUUGUCUGAGGAUUCACUACUAAUAGAUAUUAGGUGUAUUGUUGUGGGUUGCAUGUAUUAUAAGUAGCAACACUUUGUUCUGUCUGACACUAUAUUGAAUCAAUCUGUUGGAAUUUACUUGAGUAAAUAGGCUAAGAGAAAUAACUGUGUUUAAUACAUUUUAUUCAAAAAAUAGACUAGACAUAAUUUUAUUGUUAAAUUUGUAUUUCUAUUGGACAUUGAUUUAUAUAAACAAAAUUUUGUGCCCAAUUUUUCGGUGAAUAUUUAGUGCAGUGCAGAUACUUUGUGUGAAUGUUUUAAAAAAUGUCUCUUGCAUUGACCUGGUAUACUGUACUAAACACAUGCACAAAAAAUACUCAAUACUAUAUGUUUUACACUGCAUGCAAACUGUUAUCAACUAGAGGUUCAGUCUCACUUUUCCCCUCAAUUUCACUGCUACCUGUUCACCAUAUCUCUCUCUACUAUUUUCAAUUUUAAUUUACAAUUGUAUGUAGCCUGUAAACAAGUUUCAAUAUUAUUAGAAAAAAAAAUAUUUAAUACAUAAAGUUGUUUACCAUUUUAAAGCUGUUUAUUGUAGGAAUUUAAAAAAUAUUUAUAUCACCAUAUUUAAUAUUUAACCCUGCAAUUGUACUGCAAUGUGUAAUGUUUUCUUCAAUCUUUCAAACUGCUGUGACUUAGGUUUAUAUAGCUGUGCUACUUAUAGUUCAAGCUGUUCAAUUAUAGUAAAUUAUUGACAUUCAUACCCAAUGUAAUAAUUGUGAUCAUUUAUCUUAGAACAAAGCUAACCUUGAAUCAUUUCAAAGUGGAAUGCAAAUGUAUAUACCAAUGAUCAACUUUACAUAUUACCAUAUUGUUGAAACAAAUGGCACAAAUUAUAUGAGAAAUGAAUGGCCUUACUGUUAGAUCAGAAAAAAAAUUAAGUUUGUACAGUAUCCUGUAUGUAUUAUUGACAUUCAAAAUCUAUCAUUCUAUGGCCAUGGCUUUAGACUAGACCUAGAUCUAUAUAAGUUUUAUUUUUGAACAACACAUAAUGGUUCUUACAGAAGUGCAAACUGAAUAGAAUUUAAACUUGUUUUUCCUACAACUUAUUUAUUACAAAAAACAUCUCAUCUAAAGAUCUUUUGUUUGGGGACA